Molecule: messenger RNA, 1110 nt
Organism: Penicillium malachiteum
Lineage: Eukaryota; Fungi; Ascomycota; Eurotiomycetes; Eurotiales; Aspergillaceae
Product: INSIG family protein
Exons: 2
Coding region: 1-1110 (369 amino acids)
Biological process (GO): sterol biosynthetic process
Cellular component (GO): endoplasmic reticulum
Source: RefSeq, a predicted model, not a curated record
AUGGUGGACCAGCCUCGGAUUCUGCGGCCUCGUCCGCGCCGCGCUUUUGAGAUUCCUGCAUCCAACGAUUCAUCUGGCCCUCCCACUCCUGUCGAACUCUCCAAUUCCGAAUUCCUGAAUCCCAACUUGCAGGGUCAGGAGACCCCCACAACAUCCACGAGUGUUAGCCGUACGGGUUCGAUUUUGAAUCUGACCUCCUCUACUCUCUAUGGUAUCUAUCAGCCAACUGCAUUCGGUACCCUCCGCGAUGAGUCCAGCCCCUGGGGCACGGAGGCCAACACUCCCGCUUCAGAAUUCCCGCCCGAGCCGUCACAGCGCGCGGCGUUGAAAACAGCGAUCGAGCCACGUCCAUUAGCACUGCGUCGGACACGCUCACGACUCAGCCAUGGAUUGUUCCGAGGUGUGAUCUUGCCACAGGUGCUGAGCAGUGCGUUGCUGUUUGGAUUUGGAAUUGCGUAUGGGGUGAUCACCGUUCACCUUCAUGAUAACCAUUGGAUUACCCCUGUUAAGUUGGAAAAUAUCCACUACUACGAUUCAUGGCAGUACUUGGGCUUCUGGGGAUUGGCUGGUAUUUUGCUGGGAAAUGUGCUUCCUUGGUUAGACAGCUGGCGCGAUUCUGAGUCUGUACGCGAGGAACAGACGAAGCGUGCGAGAAAUGAUGAUGAUAAUGAAGAUCGGACCCCAUCUUGGGUUGCUGUUGCUCGCAGUGUUGGAGCCUUCGUUGGAAUUGCUUUCGCUAUGCGUCGACUUCCCUGGCAAUCUACUACCCAAGCCUCACUCACCCUCGCUCUCGCAAACCCUGUUCUGUGGUAUCUGAUUGACCGGACUCAGACUGGCUUCGUUAUGGCCACCGCCGUGGGCGUCGCUGGCAUGAGCAUGGUCCUAGGCUUGAAGCCUGAGCUGAUUCCCACAUCCACUGGCCCAUCCGUGGGAGCUACUUUCCUCAACGGCACUGGAUGGGAGAAUUCCCUGGGAGCAGACAUUACUCAGGAGAGCAUCGCCGUGCGCACUUGGGUUGCUAGUGUGCUUUUCUGCGCAUGCGUGUGCUUUGGCAACAUUGGCCGUCAGUUGGCCAUUGGAGCCAACGGCAGAGAAGCUGUCAAGUCCUGA